Oldenlandia corymbosa var. corymbosa is the source of this 540-nucleotide messenger RNA. NCBI's taxonomy places the organism in Eukaryota, Viridiplantae, Streptophyta, Magnoliopsida, Gentianales, Rubiaceae. The record is from the annotation of a GenBank genome assembly.
AUGGCUUGCAAGGAAUGUGACAUUGGAACAUCAUCAAUCUAUCAACAAGAUUUCAAAUGCAACAAGUGGUCAUUAAAGCAAUCUGCAACCAACCCAAAGUGUCGUCUAAGAGCUAACAUUCAUGAUGAGAGCGGAUCAAUCCAAGCUAGCAUUUUCAGUAGCAUCACAGAAAAGAUAUUGGGUUUCACUGCAACAGAAAUCGUCGAGAACCCUAAAAAGCCUCCGCCGUUAUUCAAUUGUCCAGAGACGACAUUGGCUCCACUCUGCAAUUUCCCCCCAACCACCGUUACUCUUUCUGCCAGUCUCCGCCAUUAUUCAAUUGUCCAGAGACGACGUCGGCUCUGCAAGGUAGGACAAAAGAGUGAAGCUCCGCCGGUGGGAAUGACAAAAGGAUUAAUUGGUUGGGCCGUCUAUUUAUUCCAGCCCACAACAUCGUCAAUUCAUCUUCACCAGCCUCCUCGUUCUCAGAAUUACCUUCUCCCAACUUUUUUCUCUGCUCCCUCCGAGGGAAAUCAACCAAUCGCCUCGUUCCCACCGUGA